AUGCACACGACAGCUCAACUGGAUAGUCUGGAGCAGAAGCGCUCGGCCAGCCUGAUCUUUCGGAUCGAGCAGCUGCUGCCCAACACCAGCAUCUCGCCCAGCACCAUGACCACUUCAUCGACGGAGACCACACUGACGGCCACUACGAGUGCAGCCAGUCCAGCAGCCAAGCGGAUGAGAAUGAGCAAUCCCCGGCCAGGAGUCUACACCACGCAAUACACGCCCAAGGAUACCUGUUCCAUUGCCAUUCCCACGUCGGCUCUUCUCGGAUCUACGGCCACGCCCACCGACGGCGGACGCUCCCAUUGCCAACUGUCCAACGGCGAACUGAUCGUAUCCGCCUCCCUGCUGCGCCAGAUCAAGCUGUCCGAGGAUGUCUAUAGCUUUAAUGCCAUCUUCGAGCUGCAAGGCGGUCAGGUGCGGGUCCGUUUGGUCAGGGAUGUGGCCCGGGAGGAUGAGAUCGUGGCCUGGUUCGGCGAAGAACUGGUCCUCCUCAUGGGCAUUCCCUUCCUGACGCCCUUAAAUAUUCAAGGAAACAGUCGCUACACGUGUCACCUGUGCCACUUGACCUUCGAGACUCCUCACCCUCUGAAGAUCCACUUGGCUCUGGGUUGCGGGCGCAGUGCCAUGGAUAUCCUGUGGAUGCGACUGCACUACGCUCUGAAGGCAGCCGCCCGAAGUCACACAGCCACCCAGCAUUCACCCAUUCCGGCCACUUCGUCCACCUCCUCGGCCUCGCCCACCCACUCGCCACCGCCCCAGAUGCCACCCCGCUUCUCCGCCUUCCGCCCGAUUGCAGGCCUUACCCAGAGUUUGCCCAUGGCAACGACUACUACGACUCCAGGAACUCUAUCCUAUCUGCCCUCCAUUUCAAUGGCCACCGCCCCGUUGUCCACCCAUCCCAUGAAUGCUGCCGCCCAGAUCGAGGCCAUAGUCAGCAAUAUGGGUGCCUCCAAGCAGGGUCAUCUGUGCAUCUACUGCGGCAAGGUGUACUCCCGGAAGUACGGACUGAAGAUCCAUAUACGAACCCACACCGGCUUCAAACCGCUGAAAUGCAAGUUCUGCCUGAGACCAUUCGGUGAUCCGAGCAAUCUUAACAAGCAUGUGAGGCUGCAUCUUCAGACGCAUCCGAGUAGUUCCUCGGGAGGAGCAGAAAGUGGAGCAGGUGGUGCGGGCAGCGAUGUGGACAUAGAGGGGGAAACGGAUUCCGGUUACCAGUGCGACACCUGCCACAAAUCAUUCCCUCGGCGAAGGGAUCUGCAGCGACACAUGGAGACGCGGCAUGGUGGAUCCCAUUCCCAUUCCCAUUCUCAAUCCCGAUCCAGCAGCACCACCAGCACAACCACAAUGACCACAACGGUGACCACAUCCUCUUCGAAGUCCAGCUAAGUUCUGGGAGAAAUAAUCGUAGCACGCUUUUUGGGGAACAGC
Molecule: messenger RNA, 1431 nt
Organism: Drosophila suzukii
Lineage: Eukaryota; Metazoa; Arthropoda; Insecta; Diptera; Drosophilidae
Gene: Prdm13
Product: PR/SET domain 13
Biological process (GO): regulation of transcription by RNA polymerase II
Cellular component (GO): nucleus
Molecular function (GO): DNA-binding transcription factor activity, RNA polymerase II-specific
Source: RefSeq, a predicted model, not a curated record